AUGUUUACAAAAUCAUUCCUUUUAGCUUCCCUUCUCCUCAUCAUCUUCGUCUCUUCAACUCAAUCAGCUCGUCACAAGAGCGGCAACGAUGGUUCAGGCUUCGGUGUACCCGGAUUUCCCGGAAUACCCGGAUUCGGAAACGGGUUUCCGGGUCCCGGAUUCAGCGGUGGAUACGGCGGAGGGUCCGGUGGUCCGAGCGGUGGAUACGGGAAAGGAGGUGUGGUGAGGCCGACUGUGACUUGCAGAGAGAAGGGACCUUGUAACGGCAAGAAGCUGAGGUGUCCGGCCAAGUGUUUCAAAUCUUUUAGCCGCUCAGGGAAAGGAUACGGCGGUGGAGGCGGCGGAGGUGGAUGCACCAUGGAUUGUAAGAAGAAGUGUAUCGCUUAUUGCUAA
Messenger RNA from Thlaspi arvense, 393 nucleotides. The record is from the annotation of a GenBank genome assembly. Lineage: Eukaryota; Viridiplantae; Streptophyta; Magnoliopsida; Brassicales; Brassicaceae.